Molecule: messenger RNA, 3599 nt
Organism: Habropoda laboriosa
Lineage: Eukaryota; Metazoa; Arthropoda; Insecta; Hymenoptera; Apidae
Gene: Khc
Product: kinesin heavy chain
Exons: 15
Coding region: 424-3372 (982 amino acids)
Biological process (GO): microtubule-based movement
Molecular function (GO): microtubule motor activity; ATP binding; microtubule binding
Source: RefSeq, a predicted model, not a curated record
UUUAGUUCGACGCGUUUGCGUUAAACUUUGUCUAGACUUCUCAUCGAUUGCUUUUUAGAGAACCAAGUAUAAUCAAAAAACCACUUCCGAACAAAGUCUAGAGUAGUAAUGUAUUAGAAAUCUAUACUGCUGUGUGUAACCUGUCGUCCAUGUUCCUUCUGCGGUCUAAUACAAGUACAAUCGUUGAUUCUCACCUUUGCACACGCAAAUCAGCCCACCCGCAAAAUCAUCGAGCAACGGCAGCCAUCUUUAGUGGCUCCGAAACGGGCUGUGGUUUGUAACAGAGAGACGGUAGUAGUUCUUCAUGCGGUUCACGCGACCAUCUCGUUGCCUAUGCACCCUACGAGAGAUCGGAAAUCAUUUUUAAGCGUGGCUAAUCUGAAGAACUAGGGAACUCGUGUCACGAAUCCAAGCUACCGAAAUAUGGCAAUGGAGACGCCGAGGGAGCGUGAGAUUGCCGCGGAGGACAGUAUUAAGGUAGUCUGCAGGUUUCGACCUUUGAACGACUCAGAGGAAAAGGCUGGCUCUAAGUUUGUCGUGAAAUUUCCCUCUGGAGUCGAGGAAAAUUGCAUCUCGAUCGGGGGGAAAGUAUACCUUUUUGACAAAGUAUUUAAACCAAAUGCUACUCAAGACAAAGUAUACAAUGAAGCAGCUAGAUCAAUUGUCACAGAUGUAUUGGCAGGAUACAACGGCACUAUUUUUGCAUAUGGUCAAACAUCUUCAGGUAAAACGCACACUAUGGAAGGUGUUAUUGGAGAUCCAAAUAAACAGGGUAUUAUUCCCAGAAUUGUUAAUGAUAUUUUCAAUCAUAUUUAUGGUAUGGAAGAAAAUUUGGAAUUUCAUAUCAAAGUAUCAUAUUUUGAAAUUUACAUGGAUAAAAUCAGAGAUCUUCUGGAUGUGUCCAAGGUAAAUUUAAGUGUACAUGAAGACAAAAACCGAGUUCCAUUUGUGAAAGGUGCAACAGAGCGCUUUGUAUCUAGUCCUGAAGAAGUGUUUGAAGUUAUAGAGGAAGGAAAAUCGAAUAGGCAUAUUGCUGUGACUAAUAUGAAUGAGCACAGCUCACGUUCCCAUUCUGUAUUCUUAAUAAAUGUGAAACAAGAAAAUCUAGAAAAUCAAAAAAAACUUUCUGGAAAAUUAUAUCUUGUGGAUUUGGCUGGAUCAGAAAAAGUUUCUAAAACAGGAGCAGAAGGCACUGUGCUUGAUGAAGCAAAAAAUAUUAAUAAAUCUCUAUCAGCGCUUGGCAAUGUAAUUUCAGCUUUAGCUGACGGAAAUAAAACUCACAUUCCUUAUCGUGAUUCAAAGUUGACUAGAAUUUUACAAGAAUCUCUUGGUGGUAAUGCUAGAACUACAAUUAUUAUUUGUUGUUCGCCGGCUAGUUUCAAUGAAUCUGAAACAAAAUCAACCUUGGAUUUCGGUAAACGUGCUAAAACUAUAAAGAAUGUCGUAUGCGUUAAUGAGGAAUUAACGGCUGAAGAGUGGAAGCGUCGUUAUGAGAAAGAGAAAGAAAAGGCAGCUAGAUUGAAAGGAAAAGUUGAAAAACUGGAGGCGGAAUUAUCGCGUUGGCGGCAAGGUGAAACAGUUAAACCCGAAGAACAAGUUAAUUUGGUUGAAGGAAUAGAUGUUACAACGCCAAUUAAUUUGUCUAUUGAAGGUAAACUUGAUGAUGGUCCAAUGCCAGCCACUCCUGGUGGCAGUUUGAUGGCUGGUUCUUUAUCUAAUGAAGAAAGACAAAAACUUGAAGAGGAACGUGAAAGACUUUACCAACAAUUAGAUGAUAAAGAUGAAGAAAUUAAUCAGCAAUCGCAAUAUGUUGAGAACUUGAAAGAACAAAUAGACGAACAAGCAGAAUUAAUUGCCACUGCAAGACGCGAAUAUGAACUACUUCAACAGGAAAUGAACCGAAUACAACAAGAACAUGAAAACGCUAAGGACGAAGUCAAGGAAGUUUUACAAGCACUGGAAGAGCUGGCAGUUAAUUAUGAUCAGAAAUCUCAAGAGGUUGAGGUGAAGAAUAAAGAACAAGAAAGGUUGGCAGAAGAACUUUUAGAAAAACAAACAACAUUGAACAAUACUGCUAUAGAAUUACAACAAUUGCGAGAUAUGUCCACUCAUCAGAAGAAACGUAUUGCAGAAAUGUUAGCAAAUUUCUUAAAAGAUUUGGGCGAAAUUGGAGUUGCUAUUGGUGGCGACGAAAAUCUGAAUGUUGUACCUAUGGAAAGUAAUGGUAAACUUGAAGAAGAAUUUACAGUGGCAAGGCUUUUCAUUAGCAAAAUGAAAUCAGAGGUGAAGAAUUUAGUACAACGUUGCCAAGGAUUAGAAAGUUUCCAAGUAGACUGUAACAAGAAAGUUGCAGAAUAUGAAAAGGAUCUAGCUGAAUGUCGUCUAUUAAUUUCUCAACUUGAAGCUCGUAUGCAAACAUUGACGGAAUCAAUGAAAGUAGCAGAAACACGUAAACGCGCUUUGGAAGAAGAUGUUGAUGCUUUGCGCGAGGAAUGUGCCAAGUUGAAGGCUGCAGAACAAGUACAGGCAGUUACAAAUAAAGAAAAAGCAGAAGAGAAAGAAGCAGCAACAAAGAUGAGAGUGGCACUGGAAGAACAAAUGGAUCAGUUGCGAGAUGCUCAUCAGAAACAAGUCGCUGCACUUAGGGACGAGUUGUCUGAAAAGCAAGAAUUGAUCAGUGAACUUAAACAUUUGAAUCAAAAGUUCACAUUAGCUUAUCAACAAAUGCAAGCCGAUUAUGAACGAUUGAAGAUAAAAGAAGCAAAUAAAUCUGUUAAAUUACAAGAAUUAAUGUUACUUAAUGAACGCCGUACACAAGCUCGAAAAGACCUUAAAGGUCUGGAAGAAACAGUAGCCAAAGAACUUCAAACAUUGCACAAUCUGCGCAAAUUGUUCGUUCAAGAUCUUCAGACUAGAAUUAAGAAAAGCUUGAAUGCGGAAGAUAAUGAUGACGAUGGUGGAUCGCUUACGCAAAAACAAAAGAUUUCCUUCCUUGAGUCUAAUUUGGAUCAAUUGACGAAGGUUCAUAAGCAACUUGUGAGGGAUAAUGCUGAUCUCCGAUGCGAAAUGCCCAAACUUGAAAAAAGAUUACGAGUGACGAUGGAGCGUGUAAAAGCUCUUGAAACAGCAUUGCGAACUGCCAAAGAAUGUGCAAUGCGAGAUCGUAAACGCUAUCAGUAUGAGGUAGAUAGAAUCAAAGAAGCUGUUAGACAGAAGAAUUUUGUCCGUCGUGGAGCCAGUGCACAGAUCGCUAAACCAAUUAGAGCUGGUCAAUACCAUUUAACCGGUGUUAAUGCUAUUAGAACAGGAAAUCGUGAAAACCUCGAGAACGCUUUCACUCAAGGGACUCUAUUUUCUACUGGAUGCCCAUAAAUGUUACAAUUAUAUAGUAAGGGUAAUAGACGUAAUAUAUCCGCAAGGAGCACCGCCAGUUCUUUUUAUUUGUCUCGAAACAAGCAUGUGCUUAGGUAUAUUGAAAUAAGUGCAUUAAGUUAUAAAAUUAGUGCUGCAUGUCCUAUCGAUUUGUAAAUAGUUAAUUUUUAUAAAUUAUUUAACUUAAUAUUAUGCACGAUAAAUAAAGGUGAAUGUCUAUCAAAUAA